Messenger RNA from Danaus plexippus (monarch butterfly), 2092 nucleotides. Its product is annotated as carboxylesterase 1C. The record is from RefSeq and is a predicted model, not a curated record. The transcript has 11 exons. Lineage: Eukaryota; Metazoa; Arthropoda; Insecta; Lepidoptera; Nymphalidae. The coding region runs from base 133 to 1992 and encodes 619 amino acids.
GGCACAAACAUUGUACUCUUAAUUUGCAUGCGUACCUACCUACAGUGCCCGCAAUUGCCCGAACGUAGUAGAGAAAUCAGUUUGGUCUCAAGCGUUCCAUAAUAGUCCAGAUACCAAUAAUAAUAACUUAUUAUGUCGCUCAAAAUAAUGUGGUUGUGUUUAGGUGCAUUUAGUGUUAUAUCAGCUCAAGAUCCUGUAGCAAAUUUGCCUAUGGGCCGAAUCGUAGGGAUUAAGGUAUUUACUGAAAAUUCACUUAUCCCCAUUGAAGUGUUUUUUGGAAUACCCUAUGCGCUGCCGCCGAUUGGAAGAUUAAGAUUUUCUCCUCCAGAAAAACAUCCAGGAUGGAAAAGAACUUUGUUUGCCCAUCGUAUGCCACCACGCUGUCCGCACCCUAGCAAUGAUACUCAAAACUUUAACGAAGACUGCCUCUAUCUUAACAUAUGGACUCCUCGGCGGGUGGAUGGAAAAUUGCUACCAGUCAUGGUUGUAUUAUAUAGUGAAUCUUGGAACAAGGGCGGAAUAACUCUACCUUGUCAGGAUUUAGCUUCAGACGGGCUCGUGGUCGUUACUGUGGCAUUCAGACUUAGCGUAUUUGGUUUUUUUACUUUAAAAUCAAUUUUGGCUAGGGGAAACCUUGCUCUGCUUGAUCAAUAUCUAGCUAUAGUUUGGGUAAGGGAAAACAUUGCUGCAUUCGGCGGAGAUCCUAAUUUAAUUACAUUAGUUGGCCAUUCAAGCGGAGCAGACAGCGUUCUUUUACAUUUAGCAUCACCACGAACAACAGGUCUAUUCCAACGAGCUAUAAUAAUGUCUCCGAAAAAUAUUUGGAAAUCAAUUGAAAAAGAUAAAAAUUCUCCGACGCAGAAGAUCGUUCAUUUAUCAGAAUCCAUAACAGAAUCACUGGGUUGUUUAAAAGAAACAAUUCAGAAAACUUUACAGUGCUUAAGAUCCCGUUCCGUGGCUGAUUUCUUGGGACAAUACACGAAUAUUUGGACCGACUUAUUUGAGCCAAUUCCUGAUGACUUUCUACCAGAAUCUGAACAAUAUUUACCAAAAUCACUGGCAACAUCCUUUUCAUCAACCAGCUCCAAAAAGAUUAAUCUUGAUGUGUUAAUGGGAACUACUAAUCUAGAGGCCAUUGAUUUAGAAAAAUUCAAAAAUUCUUUAAGAGACGGUCCUAAAACAAGAGAGCUUAAUAAUAUAACCAGUAUUAUAUCUGAAACCUUACAUUUUCUUUCACUUGAUCGCCCAGAAAACGAAUUUAUUCUUUCGCAGGCAAUCUUCUGGGAAUUUUUAGGAUUUAAAACUCGCAAAGAAAGCGAACAGGAUGUUAUUGGAAUCUUAGAAGAUGUAGGUAGAAUGGAAACAUCUGCAAAAUGGGGAGCAGGGUCUGCUUUGUUGGCGGCAAAGUUUGCACGAAAAGUAUCUCGAUUGUAUGUGUACCGUUUCUUGCAACCUAACUAUGUGGACUUGCAUGGCUUCCAACUGAAUUUUACAGGUGCUACAAACGGUGCCGAGUUAUUUGCAUUGUUGGGAGACGCUCUCAUGCUCCAAGCAGCACGACGUCCGUUUUCACAGACCGAAAAAAGAAUAUCAUUGAGAUUUCGAAGCUUUAUUUCAAAUUUUGCCAAAUUUGGAUCUCCGGAUAAUGAAAGAGAAUGGCCACGAUAUAUGGUGGGUGAUUCGUAUAUACAUGAGAUUUGCGACGUGAAUGUUAUUUGUAAUCAAUUUAAGACGGGUAGGGAAAUUGCGUUUUGGCUACAGUACUUACCACGUCUUUCAAAUACACUUUCAAUCAAAGGACAAGCAGAAAAAAUAACAUCCUCAGAUGAUGGGAAUCAACUUAGAGGUGGAGUUUUUGCAAUGUGCGGAUUUUCAGUUAUUUUAUUAUUACUCCUGGCUGCCAGUGUUAUCAUGUUGUAUAAAAAACGAAAUAUUCGACCAUUGGAUUUUGAUACUGAAAUAGUUCAUAAAAAUGACAAAAAUAUAAAUUAGAAUAUGAUUUCCAUACUUAAUUGUUUUUCUUGUUUUUAAGUAUUUGAAACAUAUGAUCUGUUAUUUUUACUUGCAUUUGAAUUAAAUAUUUAUUUGAAAA